ACGUGUGUGGGGGGCGUGCGCGCCUCCAGCCAUGUCACUGCGAUCAUCUGUGUGUGAGUUUGUCUCUGUUCAUUCAUGACAGUGGCCGUGCCCCGGUGGGGAGCCCGGCGCGCGUGGACGUGCCCGUGUAUUAUCGUCCUGUGUUUGUCCAUGAGUGUGGAUGUCAGUGUGUUCCAGUCUCUCUGUGUGAGUGUCGUCCCCAAUCCCCCAUCCCCCCCCUGGAUCUCUAAUUAGUGGUUUGGGGUUUGUUCCUUUUCCCUCCUGUUCCUUCCCUCAGCGGCAGCAGCGGCGGCGGCAGGAGCAGCAGCAAGAGCAGCAGCAGGAGCAGCCGCCGCCGCCACCCGCGGACCCGCAGCCAGGACUCCGGAGUCAGAGUAGGAUUCUAGGAUCAGAGCCUGAGUGGGAACAGGAGUGCAGCUGGCCUAGGAGAGGAGCGGAGCCCUCCCCGGACCCUCAGGCGACCCCUUGCCAGCACUCCCAGUGCCAGACCUCCAGAGAGGAGAGACUCAAGACACCCAGCCCCUUAUCCCCCAGCUCUCUCCAUCUGCCUGGCUCCCUGGGACCCGUUCCCCAGCCUCAGGAUGGCGUCCUCCCUGCUUGAGGAGGAAGCUCACUAUGGCUCCAGCCCCCUGGCCAUGCUGACAGCGGCGUGCAGUAAAUUUGGCAGCUCCAGCCCUCUGCGGGACUCCACGACACUGGGCAAAGCAGGCACAAAGAAGCCAUACUCCGUGACCAGUGACCUUUCGGCCUCCAAAACCAUGGGGGAUGCUUACCCAGCCCCCUUCUCAAGCACCAAUGGGCUCCUCUCCCCCCCAGGCAGCCCUCCAGCACCCACCUCGGGCUAUGCCAAUGACUACCCUCCCUUUUCCCACUCGUUCCCAGGGCCCACGGGCACCCAGGACCCUGGGCUCCUAGUGCCCAAGGGGCACAGCUCUUCUGACUGCCUGCCCAGCGUCUACACCUCUCUGGACAUGGCACACCCCUAUGGCUCCUGGUACAAGGCAGGCAUCCAUGCAGGCAUCUCACCGGGCCCAGGCAAUGCUCCUACCCCUUGGUGGGACAUGCAUCCUGGGGGCAACUGGCUCGGUGGCGGGCAGGGCCAGGGUGAUGGGCUGCAAGGGACACUGCCUGCAGGCCCUGCUCAGCCUCCACUGAACCCCCAGCUGCCCACCUACCCGUCCGACUUUGCCCCCCUUAAUCCAGCCCCCUAUCCAGCUCCCCACCUCCUGCAGCCAGGGCCCCAGCAUGUCUUGCCCCAGGAUGUCUAUAAACCUAAGGCGGUGGGCAACAGUGGGCAGCUGGAGGGGAGCGGCGGAGCCAAACCCCCUCGGGGUGCAGGCACAGGGGGCAGUGCUGGCUACGGGGGCAGUGGGGCAGGGCGCUCCUCCUGCGACUGCCCCAACUGCCAGGAGCUGGAGCGCCUGGGCGCCGCCGCGGCCGGGCUGCGGAAGAAGCCGAUCCACAGUUGCCACAUCCCGGGCUGUGGCAAGGUGUACGGCAAGGCCUCCCAUCUGAAGGCCCACUUGCGCUGGCACACGGGCGAGAGGCCUUUCGUCUGCAACUGGCUCUUCUGUGGCAAGAGGUUCACCCGUUCGGAUGAGCUGGAGCGCCACGUGCGCACUCACACCCGGGAGAAGAAGUUCACCUGCCUACUCUGCUCCAAGCGCUUUACCCGAAGCGACCACCUGAGCAAACAUCAACGCACCCACGGCGAGCCAGGUCCGGGACCCCCAGCCAGCGGCCCCAAGGAGCUGGGGGAGGGCCGCAGCGCCGUCGAAGAGGAGGCCAGUCAGACGCCCAGACCUUCUGCCUCACCUGCACCCCCAGAAAAAGCCCCUGAAGGCAGCCCAGAGCAGAGCAACCUGCUGGAGAUCUGAGCCGGGUGGAGGUCUCCAGCCCACCGGAGGCUGCCUUUCCAGCCUCUCCUGGCUCUGUGGACCACUGCUUGCCCCUCACCGCCUUUGCCCCAUGCAUGUUGCCCUUUGCAACUCUAUCCAUCUCCCCCUCUUCCCACCCAUUCUGGGCUUGGGUAUCGCCCUGCAUGCCUCCUCGGCUUACUUCCUCCCCUUGCAUGAGACCCUUCUGCAAACUCUCAUCUCAGGCCGUCACCUGGUGCCUGAUCUCUGCACUCAGGGCUUCAGAAGCUCUUUCCUCACCACUGCUCAGUUUCUCUCUCUGCUCUUACCUCACCAACUCACUUCCCCUCCAUCUGGGCUCCCAACACUUCAUUUCUCCAUCUCACUAACUCCUUUAUGUGCAUCUUUUCUGCCUCCCAAGCUUAUUUACCACUAUUCCUUAGCUUUCAGGCUCCAGUCUUCUCAACUUUGUAGUCCACUGCCUUCUAUGCUCCAGAGCGUUUUUUUUUACAAACACAGUCAUGAUGAUGAUAAUGAUAAUUUAUUGCCCCCUGGUGGCCUCUUCAUUAGGGACCAGAGUUGGGGGAUUGGGGUAAGUGACCUGGCAGGGAGCAGGGUGCCAAGAGGGGGCAGACUGGUGGGGAUCUGAUCCCAAAGAUGGGGUGACCCCAGGGUCAGGGAGGCUGCCCCCAGGCAUGUAUAUUUAACCCCUAUGUUCCAAGAGAAAUGAAUAGUAAUAAUAAUAAUUCUAUUUAUCUAAGUUAUGAUGACAGGUCAGGUAGAGUGAGCUGGGGAGGGAAGGGGGUCCAUUUCUGCUAUGGAAAUUUUAGCCAAAUGCAUCUCUGUCUAGAAAAAGUGAUAGUGGAGAUCUUGUUAAUAGAACUUCUAUUAUCAGGGUCUCAGUUAAUGGUGUUUCUCUUAACAGAAUCUCUGCUAAUAGAGUGAAUUAGCUAGAUCUCUGUUAAUGAGUUGAUGGGGUAUCUCACAACUAGGGAUCCCUAAUAUUUCCAGCCCUGGCCAGAAGCUGUGAAAACUCAAGCCCUAUGGAGGGAAGAACUGGAAUGUACUCCAGAUUCCUUGACCCCAGAGCAGGUUCUUCCACUGCCCCUCCUGACACCAUGACCCCAUUAGGCUAAUCCCUUGUUGCCAUCUUUAACAGAGCUUGCAGCUGCCAUCUUAGACAUGCUCUUUGGGGAAGCCCAUCUAACCCAAGGAGGACAUUAGUUUGGAGGUGUCUCUCCUGGAGAAAAGGCGGGGAAGGCUUCCUCUGGGAUCAGAUCAAGAAAAUCGAGUAUUUGUUGAGUGCCUACUCUGUGCAAGGCACUGUGAUAGGCUGGUGCCCAGAAGUCAUGAGAAAGAAGAAUUUAUAGACCUAGGAGGACAGAGGUCCCCAAGCUGACUUGGGGUUGCAUCCACAGGCCGGCAACCUGGGACUUCCGAUGCUCCCAACUCCACCUCCAGUGACUUUUAAAGCCGCUUCGUGCCUUUGAAUGCCUUUCCUGUGACUUUGGAUCCUCCUUUUCUAUUUCUUGCUCCCUCAAGGCCCCAAGUUAAAGGGUUAAAGCCGCCGGAGCUUGGGGAGAGGGUAAUAUUGUGGAAAGGAAGGGAUCAAGCCCUCAUGGAGUCUUUUUUUUUUUUUUUAAUUUAAUAAAUAAAAGUUCGAUUUUAAA
This is a messenger RNA of Cervus elaphus (red deer), 3526 nucleotides long. It is a transcript of the gene SP7, whose product is annotated as Sp7 transcription factor. NCBI's taxonomy places the organism in Eukaryota, Metazoa, Chordata, Mammalia, Artiodactyla, Cervidae. Gene Ontology annotation, molecular function: DNA-binding transcription factor activity, RNA polymerase II-specific; RNA polymerase II cis-regulatory region sequence-specific DNA binding. The record is from RefSeq and is a predicted model, not a curated record. Gene Ontology annotation, biological process: regulation of transcription by RNA polymerase II. The transcript is spliced from 3 exons. The coding region runs from base 582 to 1877 and encodes 431 amino acids.